This is a messenger RNA of Drosophila busckii, 402 nucleotides long. RefSeq lists its product as uncharacterized. The record is from RefSeq and is a predicted model, not a curated record. Lineage: Eukaryota; Metazoa; Arthropoda; Insecta; Diptera; Drosophilidae. The annotation marks the transcript as partial. The transcript has a single exon.
AGUCGUGCGUCGUGCUUAACUGAGAGCACAACAACAACGACAAUAAGAAACAUAAAAUUUGUAAAAUACUCGUUAAUGUUUCGCUUAUACAAACUUUAUACGCUGUAUAUGAACAAAAUGACCAGCUAUGGAGCGGAGCGCUCGCCAUAUUGGUGUCUCUGCCAGAAGCUGCCACGCUCCAUACUCCACAUAGAGCCCACGCCAGAAAUGCGGUGCGAUGUUUGCGGGCGCUUGCGCCGACCAAGUCUCAGCUCCUCUAGUGAUGAGGAGGAAAUUGCAGCAGAGCGAAGCCAAAAGACACUUGCCCAGCAGCAAUGCAGCGAACUGUACAAGGAGCGACAGAAACUUGAGGAACAGCAACAGCAACUGGAUGCGCAACAGUCCAGCACAGGCGCAGGUCCA